AUGGCCCCGCGAUGCCUUCUGAUCGGCACGCCGUCCAUUGCGGCGCAUCCCGAACGACUUGACCAAGUCUACGAGAUUCACGAUCGCAACUCGACCGACCUGCAGAUGCUUGACCGUAUUGCUGCUGGCCUGGUCAAUCUUCCCGCCUCCACAUACGAUGUUGUUCUCCUUCUCGCCGACGCCGACGGUACCACGCGCGAAAGUCACAAACUGUUGGCACGCGAUGUGAUGAACAAGGUUGUUAGCGCAUUGAAGGUGGGAGGAGUACUCAAGAGCCAGGCAGGCCCAUUCCAAGGCGCAGAGAAGACAGAAGCUAUCCUAGCAGGGCUCACAGAGACGGCGGACGGCAUGACCAAGCCCGAGCAAGAGGAGCCUGUAUCGAUACCGCUGAAGUUCGGCAAGAAGGCAAAUGGCCUGAAUGGAGUACAUGGAACGAAUGGCACGAAUGGCGCGAACCACACAGUCAACCCAGACGGUUCGGUCCCGCUCAACCUCAACCGCAAGCGCAACCAGCCUCAGGCUGAGCCUGUCAAGCCAGUUGGUGUAGGAUUCGUCGAUUUCAGCGAUGAUCUCGACGAUCCGAUUAUCACAGGCGAAGACGACGACCUAAUCGACGAGGACGACCUCAUUACAGAAGCAGAUUUGGCACGUCCAGUCAUUCAACCACUCGAAUGCCAGCCCAAACCCGGCAAGCGACGACGCGCCUGCAAAGACUGCACUUGCGGUAUGAAAGAGAAAAUUGAAGCCGAAGACGCGGCCAAACGCUCCUCCGCUGAUAAAGCACUCAACUCGCUCAAGUUGGAUGCUGACGACCUUGCCGAAGUGGACUUUACAGUACAAGGAAAGGUUGGCAGCUGUGGAAACUGCGCGCUGGGCGAUGCGUUCAGAUGUGACGGAUGCCCGUACAUCGGUCUGCCGGCUUUCAAGCCAGGUGAGGAGGUACGGUUGCUGAACAACGAUAUCCAAUUGUAG
This is a messenger RNA of Alternaria atra, 972 nucleotides long. RefSeq lists its product as uncharacterized. Gene Ontology annotation, molecular function: iron-sulfur cluster binding. NCBI's taxonomy places the organism in Eukaryota, Fungi, Ascomycota, Dothideomycetes, Pleosporales, Pleosporaceae. The transcript has 2 exons. The record is from RefSeq and is a predicted model, not a curated record. Gene Ontology annotation, cellular component: cytoplasm. Gene Ontology annotation, biological process: iron-sulfur cluster assembly. Bases 1 to 972 code for a protein of 323 amino acids.